AUGGCUCUGCCUAUCGUUGGCCUCUGCGAGCUCGGAAACUGCCCUCAGACUACUGGAUGCGGCAUUCUCAGAGGAACCGCGAGGCCGAAGAUAGGAGCUUAUCUUAAUUUGGUGGCUUUUUAUGCGGUUGGAAUGCCAGUAGGAGGGAUUUUGGCGUUUUGGUUUGGGUUGGGAUUAAAUGGACUUUGGCUAGGGACGCUUGCUGCGCAGCUCACCUGUGUGAUUAGUAUGAUGGUUGCGAUCAGUAGCAUCAAUUGGGAACUGGAGGCGGGAAGGGCUAAGGAGCUCACAUCGGUAGAUGGUGGCAGCGGCAGCGACAACGAUUAG
This is a messenger RNA of Arabis nemorensis, 327 nucleotides long. The record is from the annotation of a GenBank genome assembly. Lineage: Eukaryota; Viridiplantae; Streptophyta; Magnoliopsida; Brassicales; Brassicaceae.